AUGAUAGUAUUAGACAAUCACAUAAGCAAGCCAGGUUGGUGUUGCAGCAAUUCUGAUGGAAAUGGCUUCUUUGGGGAUCAAUAUUUCAACCCUGACCUAUGGAUAAAGGGCCUAACCAAGGUAGCCACAAUGUUUGAAGGGACAAAAAAUGUAGUAGGCAUGAGCUUGAGAAAUGAACUCCGAGGCCCAAACCAAAAUGUAACUGAUUGGUACAGGUACAUGCAAAAAGGUGCUGAAGCAGUGCACGUUGCAAAUCCUAAUGUUCUCGUCAUAUUCUCUGGACUGAAUUACGACAAAGAUCUCUCUUUUACGCUCAACAAGCCCGUACAACUAACCUUCACUAACAAGCUAGUUUUUGAGGUACAUUGGUAUGGUUUCUCCAAUGGAAAGGAAUGGGAAACAUCCAAUCCAAACCAAGUUUGUGGGCAAGUUUUGGGUAACUUAAUGGGGAAUGCAGGGUUUGUUUUGGAGCAAGGGUACCCUUUGUUUGUGAGUGAGUUUGGAGUGGAUAUGAGGGGCACUAAUGUCAAUGACAAUAGGUAUUUCAAUUGCUUCAUGGGAUGGGCAGCUGAAUAUGACUUGGAUUGGGCAUUGUGGACACUUGUUGGGAGUUAUUAUUUGAGAGAAGGGGUUGUGGGAAUGAAUGAAUAUUAUGGGGUUUUGGAUGAGAAUUGGCAUGAUGUUAGAAACUCAAGCUUCCUGCAAAAGUUGUCUGUUCUGCAAUCUCCUUUUCGAGGGCCAGGUUACGACGAAGUUCGUCCUCAUAAAGUAAUUUUUCAUCCAAUGACUGGUCUCUGUAUCCAAAGGAAAUCACUUUAUGAACCCUUGGUUUUAGGUCCAUGCUCUGAGGCUGAAGCAUGGUCAUAUACACCAGAGAAAACAAUAACAAUUAAGGGCACAUAUUUCUGUCUACAAGCAGAUGAAUUGGGGCUACCAGCAAAACUUGGUGUAAUAUGCAGUUAUGCAAAUUCAAAAUGGGAAACUAUCUCAGACUCUAAAAUGCACCUAUCUUCUACACUAGAAGAUGGCAGCAGUGUCUGCUUGGACAUCAACUCGAACAAUUCCAUUGUUACGAUUGCUUUCACGCCUCAACCACUUUCGACCAAUUCCCGAUGGGUCGUAAAUGAAUCCGGCCAGCGCGUGAAGUUAGCAUGCGUGAAUUGGGUGGCGCAUCUUGAAGUCGUGGUGGCUGAAGGGCUAAGCAAGCAGCCAGUGGAUGCAAUUUCAGAAAGGAUUUUGGAUAUGGGAUUCAACUGUGUUAGGCUAACUUGGGCACUUUUUUUGUUCACCAAUGACACUUUAGCAUCAAUCACUGUAAGACAGUCUUUCGAGAACCUUGGAUUGGUCGAAUCCAUUGCAGGUUUACAGGCAAAUAAUCCCUCCAUUGUUGAUCUUUCCCUUAUCGAUGCUUACCAGGCAGUGGUGGCCAGUCUUUCAAACAACAAUGUGAUGAUAGUAUUAGACAAUCAAAUAAGCAAGCCAGGUUGGUGUUGCAGCAAUUCUGAUGGAAAUGGCUUCUUUGGGGAUCAAUAUUUCAACCCUGACCUAUGGAUAAAUGGCCUAACCAAGGUAGCCACAAUGUUUAAAGGGACCAAAAAUGUAGUAGCCAUGAGCUUGAGAAAUGAACUCCGAGGCCCAAACCAAAAUGUAACUGAUUGGUACAGGUACAUGCAAAAAGGUGCUGAAGCAGUGCAUGCUGCAAAUCCUAAUGUUCUCGUCAUACUCUCUGGACUGAAUUACGACAAAGAUCUCUCUUUUACCCUCAACAAGCCCGUACAACUAAACUUUACUAACAAGCUAGUUUUCGAGGUACAUUGGUAUGGUUUCUCCAAUGGAGAGGAAUGGGAAACAUCCAAUCCAAACCAAGUUUGUGGGCAAGUUUUGGGUAGUUUAAUGGGGAAUGCAGGGUUUGUUUUGGAGCAAGGGUACCCUUUGUUUGUGAGUGAGUUUGGAGUGGAUAUGAGGGGCACUAAUGUCAAUGACAAUAGGUAUUUCAAUUGCUUCAUGGGAUGGGCAGCUGAAUAUGACUUGGAUUGGGCAUUGUGGACACUUGUUGGGAGUUAUUAUUUGAGAGAAGGGGUUGUGGGAAUGAAUGAAUAUUAUGGGGUUUUGGAUGAGAAUUGGCGUGAUGUUAGAAACUCAAGCUUCCUGCAAAAGUUGUCUGUUCUGCAAUCUCCUUUUCGAGGCCCAGGUUACGACGAAAUUCGUCCUCAUAAAGUAAUUUUUCAUCCAAUGACUGGUCUCUGUAUCCAAAGGAAAUCACUUUAUGAGCCCUUGGUUUUAGGUCCAUGCUCUGAGGCUGAAGCAUGGUCAUAUACACCAAAGAAAACAAUAACAAUUAAGGGCACAUAUUUCUGUCUACAAGCAGAUGAAUUGGGGCUACCAGCAAAACUUGGUAUAAUAUGCAGUUAUGCAAAUUCAAAAUGGGAAACUAUCUCAGACUCUAAAAUGCACCUAUCUUCUACACUAGAAGAUGGCAGCAGUGUCUGCUUGGACAUCGACUCGAACAAUUCCGUUGUUACGAUUGCUUGUAAAUGCUUAAAUAGAAACAGUACCUGUGACCCGGGAAGCCAGUGGUUCAAAAUCAUUGACAGCACAAGAUGUACAUCUGCUACGAAAUCUUCAGUCGGGAUCAUCUCGAUCUUCAAUUUCAUGGCAAAGAAUCUGUUAGCAAGUUUUAGCUAG
This is a messenger RNA of Fraxinus pennsylvanica, 2685 nucleotides long. The record is from the annotation of a GenBank genome assembly. Lineage: Eukaryota; Viridiplantae; Streptophyta; Magnoliopsida; Lamiales; Oleaceae.